Messenger RNA from Schizosaccharomyces japonicus yFS275, 3783 nucleotides. RefSeq names its product urea transporter. Bases 1080 to 3050 code for a protein of 656 amino acids. The record is from RefSeq and is a predicted model, not a curated record. Gene Ontology annotation, molecular function: urea transmembrane transporter activity; spermidine transmembrane transporter activity; transmembrane transporter activity. NCBI's taxonomy places the organism in Eukaryota, Fungi, Ascomycota, Schizosaccharomycetes, Schizosaccharomycetales, Schizosaccharomycetaceae. The transcript has a single exon. Gene Ontology annotation, biological process: spermidine transmembrane transport; urea transmembrane transport; urea transport. Gene Ontology annotation, cellular component: membrane.
AGCACCUGUUAUUCUUUAUUGCUCGAGUGUAAGUGGUUGGUGUUGCCUCAGAAAAUACGUUAUACAGGAAGUGACUUUGCAUGUGAUACUAUGAUUAUCUUGUGUCACUAAGCUUUGAGGCCGAGACAGUGGAUUGACUUCGUCAAAUACAAUAACAGAAGAAGGGUACAUUGUCUUGUCUGAUGCAAUGUCGUAUAUGUGACAUGGAAUUUUUAUCAAUCCACACAUUAUCCCCAUCUAAAUUAACUAUCAAUAAGUGCUAGUACAUAAAUCCGCUGGACUCUCCUUUUACUUCGUAUCCUAGAUCAUUUUCUCUUAACGCUACACCAAAAAGUGGCGCAUGGUAUAAUCAGAAUGUAAAAAUAGCAAUGCCCCCUCGCAGUCAUUUCUUUUCUUAAGUACUUGUGAAUAGCACGUGAAGGAGUGAAGAUUUCCUUACAGCCGAAUUAAAAAAGGACAAGGUUUAAUGAGCAGAGUUAAGAAGAACAAAACAAAAAAAAAAUAUAUAUAUAUAUAUAUAUAUAUAUCUUGAACCUGCGCCUUUUGAUAUAUUUUACCGGCAUUAAAUACUGUUAGUGUUACUAUCAAUGAUAAUGGAAUAAUACUUCCUGAGCGCGUUCUCAAUCAAGCUACCAGAAUAUCUAAGAGGCUUCAGAACUACAAUUGAUCUGUCUUCUCCUGAAAUACGGUUGUUCGUAUGAGUAAUUUUAUCUCGAGAAGAGAUACUGAAGGUAACCCCUUAAACAACAUCAAGUUCGUCCACGCAUUCGAGAUAAUGAGCAUCAUCCAUUUGAAUUACGGGAAAAAGCUUUAUCACUGAUGCUAACAGAGAGAUGUUGAAGACACUGAUGCACAAUCACUCACCUUGUUCAUUUAAAGAAGCGUCGAUGGCAGGUAAUAGUUCUUAUAUCCAAACUUAACAUUUCAACAAACCAAUCUUACUGUACUUGUAUAUGUCACAUCUGGUUGAUUGCUUGUACGAGUAAUAGCAUAUUAACGGCUUGGACACACAGUUCUUCAAUAAAGGGAAAAAGAGUCACUAGCAUCUGCUAAAAAUUGCGCCAAUAUAGAAGUUGAAAAUGGCUAUUAAUCCACCUUUGAGUGAGGCUGCCGGCUACGGCAUAGUGAUUGGCCUUGGUCUCGGCUUUGCAGCUAUAAUGAUUGUGAUUUCAUGGAUUCUUCAGUAUUUCAAUAACGAAACACAGACCUCGGAGCAUUUCAACACCGCUUCACACAGCGUACGUACAGGGCUAGUGGCUAGUGCAGUGGUGAGUAGUUGGACUUGGGCCUCUACUUUGCUUACUAGCUCCCAAAAAACAUAUCAGUAUGGCAUUUCAGGUGCAUUUUGGUACGCGUCUGGUGCGUGUGUACAGAUUCUUCUAUUUACUGUAUUAGCAAUUGAGCUGAAACGCAGAGCACCCGGUGCACACACUUUCCUGGAAGUAGUGCGUGUGAGAUGUGGAAGUUUUACACACAGCGUUUUUCUGCUUUUCGCCUUUAUCACAAAUAUAUUGGUUAUGGCGAUGUUACUUGCAGGCGGUUCUGCUACAAUUUCUUCAUUAACCGGUGUUGGUGUUCCCGCUGUUUGCUUUCUCCUGCCUGUUGGCGUUAUCAUUUAUACGAUGUUUGGAGGCAUCAAAGCAACGUUUCUUACUGACUACAUUCAUACGGUUAUCAUCCUGGUGAUCCUUAUUAUGUUCAGCCUUGCUGCGUAUGCAGGAAGCAGUCGAUUAGGAUCACCUGGAAAAGUAUGGGAAUUGUUAAAAUCAGCCGGCGAACAGCACCCUGUUGAAGGAAAUGCACAGGGUAGUUAUUUAACGAUGCGCAGCCGCGAAGGUGCUAUUUUUUUCAUUAUCAAUCUAGCGGGUAACUUUGGUACUGUGUUUGUCGAUAAUGGAUACUGGCAAAAAGCAAUCGCUGCUAAUCCCGCUUCAGCUUUGCCCGGGUAUUUGCUUGGGGGACUCGCGUGGUUUGCUAUCCCUUGGCUCGCUGCCACUACAAUGGGACUUGUUUGUUUGGCGUUAGAGAAUACGAGCUACUUCCCUACGUUUCCUAAUCGCAUGUCUGACAUGGAGGUGAGCGAGGGACUGGUUCUCCCGUAUGCUGCAGUUGCGUUAAUGGAAAAGACGGGGGCGAAUGCAACACUCCUUUUGGUUUUUAUGGCGGUGACUUCCGCUGCUUCGGCCGAACUAAUUGCUGUUUCUUCGAUUUUUACAUACGAUAUUUACAAGCAAUACAUCCAUCCAAGGGCGGGUGGUCGUGAGCUUCUUGGCAUGGGUCACAUUGCAUUAGUUGUGUUUGGGUUUUCCAUGUCCGGAUUUGCUGUCGGCCUGCAUUAUGCUGGUGUAUCUAUGGGUUACCUUUACCUUUUAAUGGGCGUGCUUGUUUGUCCUGCUGUUGUUCCCGCUUGUGCGAUAAUGCUUUGGGACAGAACCACACCCCUUGCGGCUGCGCUUAGUCCAGUUCUUGGGUUAGCAUCCAGUUUGGUUAGCUGGCUAGUUGUUGCUCGUUGCGAGGGUGGAUCAAAACUUACGAUUGAAACAACAGGAGCCAACAAUCCGAUGCUUGCAGGAAAUGUUGUCGGGUUAUUAAGUCCUGUAAUUUAUGUCGUGGUUUUAUCGUUAUGGAACCCUCACAAAUUUGAUUUUAAUCAAUUGCUGGAGUAUUUCCGGAUUGAUCAUGGUUUCGAUUAUGACGAAUUAUUGGAGGAAAGAAAGAUGAAACGUGCAGCCAAGCUUGCACGGAUAUCUGCUGUAAUAUCGACCUUGUUUUUUAUUGUUCUUUGGCCUUGGCCUAUGUAUGGCUCUGGAUACAUCUUCUCAAAAGGUUUUUUUACAGCAUGGAUUGUUGCUGGGCUAGUUUGGAUAUUUUUUACUGUCAUGGCGGUAGGUAUCUUUCCUCUAUAUGAGGGAAGGAAGGAAAUACUUAGGAUUUGCAAGGCUAUCAUUACGUGGACCCGCCCAUCUCUUCCGGUGUAUGAAGAUAAAGAGGUUAUUGAAGAGACUUGCGAAACUUCAAGUUUAGAGAAAAAGAAGGAACUUGCAGCUUGAGAUGGUAAUACACGUUGUGUUCUGGUUACCCUUUUAACAAGUAUUGUAUUUUACGAAUAACUUAAUGACAACACGCAUGAUAAUGAUUUUUAAUCCGUGCGUUUCAAUAUUCUUUUUAAUUCGUUAAAAAUGCAUCUAUAGAAAGGAAAUAUAUAAAGAUCGUAUACAUUCACUUCUCUGGACUAUUACAAAACCCUAAAAAUAUGGCAAGUGAAAUUUUAAGCACCAACUGUUCAUUGCAAAGGAUUUCUUGUAAAGAAAAAUCCGCAUUAUCAAUUACUCAUGCUGAAGAGGCAUUUGUGUAAAGCACUGUGCCUAUUUUGUUCUAUUUGUUGAUAAUCCCACUCAAGACUAUCUGUAUUUUAAAGUGUUCAAUAAAAAGAUCUACAGCGAGUCUUGAUUUACUGUUUAUGUGCUUGAAUACAUAAAUAUUAAUCUAUUAUAAGUAUAGGUGAAAGAGCAAAAGGUAAUUACUACUGUGCAACCCGAAUUCAUCAUAUACUUAGGAGCAAAACCCCAAAGGUCAUUCAAUUAAAUAGCUAAUCACAUGAUAUUUUUUCUACAGAAUCGCCUAUAUCGACAUUAUCCAAAGGUACAUGAUGCGAUUCCUUAACACUUUUGCAACCUAAGCGAAAUGUAGUCUGACGAUUUAUGUUGCCUUAUAUGCCUUUGCUUAACGGCUUUAUAAAGAACGACAUUAUAGUACGUACAAUAAUUUCAAUCUAAUUUUAUU